AUGGAUUCCGGCAAAUCGCCACUUGCAAUGCUUGCGAAAACCUGCGAGACGAUUGGCUUGCCGGACACUCCGAGCCGGAAGUCGACCAGAGACAGCGACAAAUCAAAGGGCAGCACUAGCCCCACCAGUAGCAACAGUAUGUCCGGUGAGACAAAAAAAGAAGAAAGUCCAGCAGUGAAGAAUAAAAAGGAAGGCUCGAGAAGCCCCCGCCAUACGACGCAUAGUCCAUCAGUGGGCAAGAAAACUCCAAUCGCUUCAGAGCCUUCAACCAGUGCUGCUGCUGCUGCUGCUUCUUUGCCCGCAAAUUUGAUGUUGAAUUCGCGGAACUGCUUCCCCAUGGGUUUUCCAUCACUGACCACUGCAUUUCCAACCUUUCCUUACCCAUCCUUAAUGCCAGGAUUCCCUACAAUGCCCACAUUUGCGGCUGCCGGAGCAUUCCCAGCUGGAACACCAAAUCCUUUCUUGCGAUGUCCGGAUCCACUCACUUGUAAAGGUUGUCCAGCAACGAUGAUGACAAGGUCAUGUGUUACACCGGGUUGUACGAGCUGUACAUUUCACAGUGCUACCGCUGCUGCUGUUGCGGGUACAAGUCCGGCUGAAAUGAUGAUGGCCUUUCCGCCGUCUUUUUUUGCCGCCGCUACGUAUAAUCCGCUAAUGACUGGAGCAUUACCGCCAACAUCGAGCUCGGCAGCUCAAAUAGCUUAUCAAAAUUUAAUGGCUGCAGCAUCCGGGCAGGCAACCAAACACAUUUGCAACUGGAUUGAGUCAUCAAAUGGUAUCUGCGGCAAAUCAUUCAACACUGCAGACGAACUUGCUACUCAUAUGAAGGUAGUUCAUGCUCCGUCGACAGCGGCAAAUUCCAGUAACGGUAGUGAUCUGAAAUCCAGCAGUUCACCUCGCUCGACAACAGCAGCACCGCUAAUAAAUCAUGCUGCAGCAGCUGCUUCGCUUCGUUAUCACCCGUACAUGAAGCCCAACGGUCUUAUGCCAACAAUGCCGAAUCCCCUUGGUGUGUCACCAUUCCCGACAAUGGCAGGAUUUCCGUCCGCUGCCGCCUUACAGGCAAUGUAUACUCAGCGCCUUAUGGCUACCAUGCCACAUCCGUAG
Gongylonema pulchrum is the source of this 1107-nucleotide messenger RNA. The record is from the annotation of a GenBank genome assembly. Lineage: Eukaryota; Metazoa; Nematoda; Chromadorea; Rhabditida; Gongylonematidae.